Nymphaea colorata (pocket water lily) is the source of this 1720-nucleotide messenger RNA. RefSeq names its product UPF0481 protein At3g47200-like. Lineage: Eukaryota; Viridiplantae; Streptophyta; Magnoliopsida; Nymphaeales; Nymphaeaceae. The transcript has 2 exons. The record is from RefSeq and is a predicted model, not a curated record. Bases 227 to 1612 code for a protein of 461 amino acids.
UCGACUGGAGCAGAUUCUCUCUCUUUUCCAUCUCCGCUGUCAAAUUUUCGUGAACGUCAUUCAUCAUCCCCCUUUUUGCCUGCUCCUGAAGUAUACCUGCCGCCACCGGCCCUCUCUGUUGCCUGUCUGACUUCCGAGAACUCAAGAGGAGCAAAGAAAGUCUUACGGCCAUUUCUGUUAUAUUGUAUGAGUUCAGAGAACUCAAAGAAAGCAGAGGAAGAGGGCGAUGGAGGAAGACAGGCUCGCCUGGGUGGCGAAGCUCGAAAGCAGAUCCAGAGAAUAUGACGAUGCAAGAUACCUGAAGAAGAUGUCGAAGACAACGAUUUACAAAUUGCCCUAUGACAUUGUUAAUGUCUCGGGGCCCAGUAGCACCUACGCCCCACGGAUGGCCUCUUUCGGCCCCUACCACCAUGGGAAACCACACUUGAAGCCCAUGGAGUUCCACAAAGAAAGAGCUCUAUACAGGAUCCAAGCGAGAACCCAAGUCCCACUGUCUCGCUUCGUUUAUUCCUUGAUGCAAGUGGAACAGCAAGUCAGGGAUAGCUACUGCGACAUCGAUCCAGAUAUGUCGUCUGAAGCUUUCUUGAAGAUGAUGCUCCUUGAUGGUUGCUUCAUGCUUGAACUCCUGCUCUUUGAUGGUCGUCUCCUGCAGAGCCCUUCACUAAAUGGUGGAGCUGAACCUGCUUAUGCAUCCGUUGGACGAGAAGAUUUUGGUUCUCCCAGCUACAUCUUAAGCCGUUUCGAUCCCAUCUUCAGCCGCCACGGGAAGAAGCAUGCGUUCACCUUGCUGCGCCGGGAUAUGCUGAUGCUAGAAAACCAAAUCCCUCUUCUUGUUCUAAAGAGGCUUCUUGAUGCAGGGAAAGAAGGAGAAGUUGGAAACAGUGUUGAUCUCAAUCGAUUGAUAACCAAAUUUUUUGACUUCCCUUCUUUUUCGAUGCCUGAUCUUGGUUUGCAUGUUCUAGACGUCUACAGGAAGUGCAUAAUCCGGCGCCCGGAGCAGAGUUCUAAUCAGCAUGCUCCUUUGCCAUUUCCAAUGGGGAUUGACCUUAUUGGUGGAUGCGCUCGAUCUGCAAAGAGUCUUCAUGAAGCAGGAGUAAAAUUCAGAAGGAGCAAACGGCAAAGCGGGUUGAACAUAAAGUUCAGUAGAUAUGGCGUGCUCACCCUUCCAUUCAUUAAGAUAGAUAAUCACACAGCACCUGUCUACAUGAACCUGAUGGCCUUCGAGCGCAUGCACCCAGAAGCAGGCUGCCAAGUGACCUCAUAUGUGGCUUUCAUGGAUGAUCUUAUAGACACUGCAGAGGACGUGAGCCUCCUUAGCUCCAACGGAAUCGUGAGGAAUGAUCUUGGGAGCGACGAUGCAGCUGCCAAUCUCUUCAACAGGGUGGGAGAUAACAUUGUUCUUGUAGACGAUUCAAAUGAUCACACAUGUCAGAUCAAAAGACAGUUGAAGGUCUACGCUUCCUCUGCUUGGAAUGUAUGGCGUGCACAUCUGAGGCAUACCUACUUCAACAAUCCAUGGUCCCUGUUAUCACUCUCUGCUGCCAUAUUUCUGCUAGCUUUAACAAUUGCUCAGACUCUGUAUUCCAUCCUGUCUUAUUACACCCGCUACUGAAUCACAUAGAAGUGAGUAAUGUUCUUGGACCAAAAUGUGGCAGCAUCACUGACUGCAGUAAAUCGUUUUAAAACUGUUGAGUAGAAUUUCUCAUGUCUUUACCCGUCA